AGUCCAUUCCUUUUUUCAUGGAUCUCCCAAUAUUUCUUCUCUCAUCCAUUCAUUCACUCACAAGUCACAUACCAUGAUUGAUUAACACAUAUAAAACCAUAAACUCAACACUUUCACAUUUCCACUAACUCCUCUCCCCUAAAACCUUCAAAAUCCAUCUCUCUCACACAACACAACAAUGCUAGAUCCAGCUAAUGAUUUGGUUCCACCACCAUCUUCACCCUCCAUCUCCUCCAUUUCCUCAUCUGAUCUUGACACUGAGUCUACAGGAUCAUUUUUUCAUGAUAGAAGCACAACAUUGGGGACACUAAUGGGAGUGAGUUUUCCGGCGAUAACAUUCAGAGUCCCGUCGCAGCACCGGGACACACAUUCCGACGCCGGAGUUUGCGCCGUUGGAACCAUUAGGAAUGCGUCUAACAAAAAGAAGAAAAGGACCGCCGCCGCCGCGUCGGUGGCGGCGGAGCGGCGGCGAAAGUGGUGGCAGCUGUGUAGGGACAGUGACGCAAGACCGGCUUCGUUAGGGGAUUUUUUGGAGGUGGAGCGGCGGUUUGGCGACGGCGGGUUUUACGAAACGGCGGCGGAGCUUGAGGGAAUGGUGGCUGUGGCUGAGCAACCGCAGAGGAACGGCGGGAGAAUGCUUUUUGCUGAUGGGAGGGUUCUUCCACCGGCGGAAGAUGGUGGCAACGGAGAAUCGCCGGCGGAGAGUCUUUGUAAUAGGUUUCCGGUGUCGCUCGCCGGAAUAUGCAGCGGCGGCGCUGGAUAGGUGUAAUUAAGAAAUAAGAAAUUGAUUUUUUUUUGUUUUAAUUUUUUUUCUUCCAGAGAGAAAGAGAGUAAAAUUUAAAAAAUUGUGGAUUUAUUUAAUUUUAUUUAUUUAUUUUUGUUAAUUUUUGGAGUUUGUUUGAUUGUUACUUAAUUGGUAAAUUAAGAUUCUUUUUGUCUGUGGUUUAUGUACAAAAAAGUAAGGUUUGGCUUUUACCUUUUGUUACCUUUUUGUUUUUCCUUUUUAUUCUUUUGAUGUAACCAUAUACUCCACUUUUAUGAUCAAAAUGAUGAUUAAUGAAAUAGUAUAAUUAUUCUUAUGGAUUAGCCAAAAUAAUCUCAUGUUAAUAAGACUAAUCAAAGAUUAUAGUAUAACACUAAUGCAUCUCAAUUCAACAUGACAAUGAUAGGCUUGAUGGAAAAUCUUAGACACCAAUCCAUGGCCUAAAAUAAUGAAUGAAACUCAAUAUUGUCUUCUUGCAUUUUUUGGAUGCCAUUUGUCUUCAAUAUUCUCAUUAAUUUUUGUAUUUGUUUAGUGCCGACAUCUGAAUAAGUAAAUCUAAAACUAACUAAAAAUAUAAAAAUUUAGAGAUGAAUUAUUGAGCAAUUUUAUUGU
Molecule: messenger RNA, 1375 nt
Organism: Vicia villosa (hairy vetch)
Lineage: Eukaryota; Viridiplantae; Streptophyta; Magnoliopsida; Fabales; Fabaceae
Exons: 2
Coding region: 179-763 (194 amino acids)
Source: RefSeq, a predicted model, not a curated record